Messenger RNA from Fraxinus pennsylvanica, 1518 nucleotides. The record is from the annotation of a GenBank genome assembly. NCBI's taxonomy places the organism in Eukaryota, Viridiplantae, Streptophyta, Magnoliopsida, Lamiales, Oleaceae.
AUGGACGGAACUCUGAUGACAGAAGAUGGGUUUCCGGCGACAAGGCUCUUCAACCAGGGAUACUCAUACACAUAUGACGACGUUAUCUUCCUUCCCCACUAUAUCGAUUUCCCAGCAGACGCCGUCUCUCUCUCUACCAAGCUCAGCCGUAGAGUUGCACUUGCCACUCCCUGCGUCGCCUCCCCUAUGGACACCGUGACUGAGUCCUCUAUGGCUGCUGCCAUGGCCUCCCUUGGUGCAAUCGGCAUCGUCCAUUCCAACUCCACGCCUUCUCACCAGGCCUCAUUAGUUCGUUUAGCGAAAUCACACAAAAUUCCCUUCAGACAUGAUCUCAUCUUCAAAUCUCCCUCUGAUUCGAUUCUAUCCGCUGAUGAGUUUUCCUCUUCUCCUUGCAUUUUUGUAACCGAAGCGGGAACUCAGAAAUCGAAACUAUUGGGGAUGGUUAAAAUAUCCGAUUGGGAAAAUUUAACUGAUAAGGAAGCUAGGGUUUCUGAGUACAUGACAAAGUCAUCUGUUUCAUUGCCCGCUAGUUAUAAAUUUGAGGAUAUUGCGGGCUAUUUAGCAAAAACGAAGCUUGAAUUUGUACCAUUAGUGAGUGAUAAAAAUGAUGAAGGAGAAGAAAUAGUGAAUCUAGUAACAAGUGAUGACUGCGAGAGGAUAAAAGGCUUUCCAAAGUUGGGGCUACCAUCACUGGGCUCGGAUGGUGAGUUUUUGGUGGGGGCAUCGAUAGGGACAAGGGAAUCCGAUAAGGAAAGGCUGGAGCAUUUGGUGAAGGCUGGGGUGAAUGUAGUUGUCCUGGAUAGUUCUCAAGGAAAUUCAAGUUAUCAGAUUGACAUGAUAAAGUAUGCUAAGAAUCUGUAUCCGGAUUUGGAUUUGAUAGGUGGGAAUGUGGUGACAACGUACCAGGCUCGAAACUUAAUUCAGGCAGGUGUAGAUGGGUUGAGAGUUGGAAUGGGAUCAGGUUCCAUUUGUACCACUCAGGAAGUAUGUGCUGUUGGGCGUGGACAGGCAACUGCUGUUUACAAGGUUGCAUCUAUUGCUGCACAGAGUGGUGUGCCUGUUAUUGCUGAUGGUGGCAUUUCAAAUUCCGGGCACAUUGUCAAGGCUUUGGUCUUAGGUGCGUCAACUGUGAUGAUGGGAAGCUUCUUAGCUGGAAGCAGUGAAGCUCCUGGCACUUAUAUAAAUCAGGGUGGUCAUCGAGUCAAAAAAUAUCGAGGUAUGGGAUCCCUAGAAGCAAUGAUGAAAGGGAGUGAUGCUAGGUACUUGGGUGAUACAGCUAAGUUGAAGAUUGCUCAAGGGGUUGUUGGGGCAGUUGCUGAUAAAGGUUCUGUAUUGAAGUUCAUUCCUUACACGAUGCAAGCAGUAAAGCAGGGUUUCCAGGAUCUCGGUGCUUCCUCCUUGCAGUCUGGUCACAACCUUUUGAGAUCAGGCGUGCUAAGACUUGAGGUGAGAACUGGAGCUGCACAAGUUGAAGGUGCAAUUCACGGAUUGGUUUCUUAUGAAAAGAAAUCAUUUUAA